This is a messenger RNA of Hypanus sabinus (Atlantic stingray), 2856 nucleotides long. Its product is annotated as protein NLRC3-like. The coding region runs from base 504 to 1715 and encodes 403 amino acids. Lineage: Eukaryota; Metazoa; Chordata; Chondrichthyes; Myliobatiformes; Dasyatidae. The record is from RefSeq and is a predicted model, not a curated record. Gene Ontology annotation, cellular component: cytoplasm. Gene Ontology annotation, molecular function: protein binding. The transcript is spliced from 4 exons.
GGAAAAUAUACCAACAGUUCCAGUUUGUCUUCAGUUUCAAAUUCCGAGAUUUAAACAGUAUUGACUGUCGAAUAAACCUGAAGGAACUGAUUCUGGAUCAGUAUCCUUACUUUGGGAAUAUCCUGAGAGAAGUCUUGAAGAACCCAGAGGGAUUGCUGUUUAUAUUCGAUGGUUUAGAUGAAUUCAAACACAAAAUCGAUUUUGCGGACAGUCGGAGAGAUACAGAACCAAAGCACCAGUGCCCAGAUCCCGAGUGGUGGUGUGAAGUGUCGGACAUUGUGUACAGUUUAAUCCAGGGCAAGCUGCUCCCAGGGUGUUCAGUUCUGGUGACCACUCGCCCCACUGCAUUACAUUUAUUGGAAAAGGCGAAUAUCAGUGUCCGGGCUGAAAUCCUGGGAUUUGUUGGUGAGGAACGGAAGGAAUAUUUCAUCAGACAUUUUGAAGAUCAGACGGUGGCCGAAGCUGUUUUCAAUUAUGUGAAGGAGAACGAGAUCCUGUACACCAUGAGCUACAACCCCUCCUACUGCUGGAUCCUCGCUCUGGCACUAGGCCCCUUCUUCACACAAAGAGUCAGGGACCCACAGCGAGUUCCCAAGACCAUCACCCAACUGUACUCCUACUAUAUUUACAACAUCCUGAAAAACCACGGCCGUGAGAUUGAGAGACCCCGUGAUGUGUUACUCAGGGUUGGUCAGAUGGCCUUCAGAGGAGUGUCCGGGAAGAAGAUUGUGUUUACAGAUGGAGAUUUGAUCAAGUACAAUCUUCAGCCUUCCCAGUUCCUGUCCGGGUUCCUGAUGGAGCUUUUGGAGAGAGAGGAUUCUGCCCAGAGCGUGGUGUACACAUUCCCACACCUCACCAUCCAAGAGUUUGUAGCUGCAGUCGCACAAUUCCUGAAUCCACAUCCCGGGGAUAUCCUGAAAUUCCUCACUGAAGCCCACAACACGACAGAUGGGCGAUUUGAGAUAUUUCUCCGUUUUGUUGCUGGUCUCUCCUCUCCAAUGACAGCUCGGGGCCUGGUGGAGUUUCUGGGUCCAUUUCCUCAUGAAACAACCUGCCGGGUGAUUGACUGGGUGAAGGAGGAGGUUAAACGUCAGAUUGGAAACACAGGGAUAACAGCUGGUAAAAGGAGCCUCCUGAACACAUUGCACUACCUGUUUGAGUCUCAGAAUCGUGGACUGGCUCAGGAAACACUGGGAUCUGUGGAAACACUUUCAUUCAGUGGAAUGACAUUGACCCCGAUUGACUGUGCGGUCCUGUCUCAUGCCAUCGGACUCUGUGAUACAAUAAAACACCUCGACCUGGGGAACUGCCGCAUUGAGUGUGAGGGAAUCCAGCGGCUGGGACCCGGGCUGCACAAGUGCCAGGAGUUGAGACUGAACAAUAAUAAACUGGGGGAUUCAGGAGUGAAACUGGUGUCUGCGGCUCUGAGGAACCCGGAGUGUAAAAUACAGAGACUGGGGCUGUGGGAUGUCGGUCUCACAGAUUCUGGUGUCGAGGAUCUCGUCUCCGCUCUCAGUACAAACCCAUCACUGACGGAUCUGGACCUGGGAUCAAACUCUCUGACAGACCGAUCUGUCCCCGCUCUCCGCCGCCUCAUACUGACCCUCCCGAGUCUGAAGUGGAUCCGGCUGUGGUGGAAUCGGUUCAGUGAGACCGGGAUGAAGGAACUGAGAUCUCUACAGGAACCCAGACCCGGACUGAUGGUGGAUCUGUGAACAUCUGAAUGUGGUGAAUCGGUUCAGUGAGACCGGGAGGAAGGAACUGAGAUCUCUACAGGAACCCAGACCCGGACUGAUGGUGGAUCUGUGAACAUCUGAAUGUGGUGAAUCGGUUCAGUGAGACCGGGGGGAAGGAACUGAGAUCUCUACAGGAACCCAGACCCGGACUGAUGGUGGAUCUGAGGACAUUUAGCCUUUAACCUUGAUCUUACCAGGAACCCAGACCCGGACUGAUGGUGGAUCUGAAUGUGUGAACAUCCCCGCCCGCGGGAUGGGGACAUUUGGCCGACUCCCCGCCCUCCCCUUUAACUCCCGCCCUUACCUUUAACGGCCGCGCGCCGGGGCUGAUUCCCAACGGUUUUAACGGAACCGGCACGGGCCUCGCGCUGUGUGCGUCGCUCGCAGCGGUCCCGCAGUGACGUGUUUCCGCCUGUUGUCCGGCGGGGCAGCUUCCGCCGGAAGUGCGUGUUGGAGACUCCCCACGUGACUCCCCGGGGAAUUACCCGGACAGGAAGAGCCCGGGGUCCGGGGCUCAGUCUGGGACACCGGUGUCCCGGGGUGGGGGGGGAUGGUCCCGGGAGAGAAUCCUUUUGCCCCCUUUGCUGAGGACGGUGCAUUCGGCAGCCUGGCCGAUAUAAUGAUGUUAAAUGGACAAAUCCCUCGGCAGUGACCCUGGAUCUGCAGCGAUCCCGGACACGGCCCUGAAGUGUGAUUUUAUAAUCAGUUUUAUAAUUUUAUAAUCAGUUCCCCGAUGCAGAGUGACGGUGAGAAACGGGACUGGUUAUUAUUCAACCGGUCACCCCUUGUCGCUGGUCAGUUAAUUGUGUGUGACUGUCAGCAGAUUAUUUAUUCCCGCACGUUAGCAGCUCACACAUUGUUUCAUUGAUAUUUCUCAUAAAAAAUCAAUAAACCAAUGUAUCUUCCUGUCUUGUGUCGGACUCGAGUUUUAUUUGAAGUUUCUAUUGCCCUCCACACCCUGUGCACUGCAACAGUGGGUCGGAGCUCCUCACACUGACACAGUAGCGUCUCAGCUCCAGGCUGAGGGAGGUUCGACAAGCAGAGUCUUGGAGCCCCGGAUCUCAUCUCCACCAAAGCCCAUUUCUGGCAAAUUGACCCCCGCAGUUAAAAUCGACGUGAA